This is a messenger RNA of Cuscuta campestris, 1008 nucleotides long. NCBI's taxonomy places the organism in Eukaryota, Viridiplantae, Streptophyta, Magnoliopsida, Solanales, Convolvulaceae. The record is from the annotation of a GenBank genome assembly.
CUAAUGAGAUGAGUUGAAAAGAAUGCGGCCUAAUCCACCGAACCAAUCAUGAUAACCAAGUUUGCAUCCCCUCAUCUCCUACUUCUUGUAUUGAAGUCUGAGCCUCGAACCAAUUGAACCAAACAGGCCCUGAUCUCAGGUGAAAACUUCACCCGUCGUCCACCCUGCUUCCGACGACGCGGCGAUGGAUGGCGGCUCGAAGGCUACCGGCGACGCCCUCGAUCGAGAUAUCUCGGCGGCGUCCAUUCCACUUCCCCCUUCUUCGCUCGUGGUAGGUCGUGAUGAGAUGUCAAAAGGAGACAAACUGGUCUUAAGAGGUUUAAAAUUCCAUGGGUUCCAUGGAGUUAAGGCUGAAGAAAGGGCUUUAGGCCAGAAGUUUGUAGUUGAUAUGGAUGUCUGGAUGGACCUCCGAGCAGCCGGUAAAUCUGACCGGUUGUCGGAUACACUCAGCUACACGGAUAUUUACCGCAUAGUGAAAGAGGUUGUGGAGGGAUCAGCACACAAUCUUCUUGAAUCUGUGGCAGAACACAUAUCAUCUGCAACCCUCACCAGAUAUGCUCAGGUCAGCGCAGUGCGUAUUCAGGUCGGGAAGCCGCAUGUUGCAGUCCAAGGCUCGCUUGACUACUUGGGCGUUGAGAUCGUUCGCUAUAGAGGGGUAUAUAUUCUUUCCAAGGCGGUCCGGGUUGGUGGGAUCUAGGAGAUUGACUAUAAUGGAGUUAUGAAUCAUGGUCCGGUACUUUUUUUGAGUAAAUUUUAUAAAGGGUCUCCAUUCGGUUUACAUAUUUAGUUUCUAUAUAUUAAAUAUUUACAAUUUGAGUAAAUUCUAUAAAAAGUCCUUACUUAUAGGUCGUUUUACAUAUUUAGUCCCUACAUAUCAAAUAUUACUAAUUUAGUCCCCAAUUAUUAAUUUUUUUUACGAAUGGUCCUUUGUUAACGUUUUUGUUAAGAACAUGAAUAAAAAUGUAUAUUCAUAUUUCUCUCUCUCUUCAAUUAAGCUUUCUCUCUCCU